Messenger RNA from Penicillium soppii, 1425 nucleotides. RefSeq names its product CENP-N/CHL4 family protein. Bases 1 to 1425 code for a protein of 474 amino acids. The record is from RefSeq and is a predicted model, not a curated record. Lineage: Eukaryota; Fungi; Ascomycota; Eurotiomycetes; Eurotiales; Aspergillaceae. The transcript has a single exon. Gene Ontology annotation, biological process: CENP-A containing chromatin assembly; chromosome segregation.
AUGGCGCGUUCAAAAACAGUACGCGCCCCGACAACGGCCAGCCUACCAAACAACCUUCGCAUUCCCUCGGCCACCCCAUCCCUCACAAAAGCCCUCGGCAAGUUGUCCAGGCAAGCGCUCCUAGACCUCGCCUUCUUGUGGCUUGAAGACCGCAAUAUCACUUCUUUCCCACCAUAUUUACAACAAGACGAAGAAGUUGGGCCCGAUGACGAUGAAGCCCUCCCCUACCCCGCCGCAGAGACAGUUCAAGAGGUCCGCCAGGUCUACGAAGAUCUCCAAGACCGAAAAGGUGGAAAGCGCGAAGUUCUCGAACGAAUCCUAGAAGGCGAUUGGCGCAAUGGAAUCACACUGCGCCAGCUAGCCAUGGCAGACCUUCGCUAUAUGGACGACCGCCCCGCCAGCCUGCGAUGGACAGCGUUGGAGCUCACCCGCAUUGAUAAGCACAAAAGCAGCAAGACCCAGCCACCAGCCGAUUGGUCCGGCUCUGUGCCGCGCAUGCAAGCGUCAACAUUUGUACAGGCCCUCCAACGAGAGAUCUCCCCACUCGUCAAGGCGCACUACCAUCUCGCCCGCUCUGCAACACUCCCAUUGACAUUCCUGCGCAUUUUUGUCGUCGACUCACCAUACCAAUCCCCCCGACAAGCCGCCGAGGUCUUCACCGAUUCCUCGCGCGUCAUUUACGUCGCUUUCCCAGAUAGUUGUCCUUUCGUAUACACAUCCAUCACUGCAUCUCCCGGUUCAAAAAUCGCCCCCGCCACCAGCUCCGUGGCUACAGAUACCCGGACGCUCCAGCGCCUGGUGCGCGACGCAAUACCGAAAGCACUUUCGCGUCCGCAGGAAAGAUUCUCGCUCACGGCAACGUCCCUCGCAGCAAGGAAUCUACCUACCCUCCUCGCUCUCCGCGGCCCGGGCCGAUCAACAGCAGCCAAUGGCGCUUUUAGCAUCUUUUCUGAUGCAGCUCUCGAGGGAAGUCCGUUAGAUCCUCGACCGUCCAAUACAGUCACGCCCGAAGAGCACAUUGCAACGAGUCAUUUGGCCGAAAAGGAAAACCUAAUUCUGGAUAGCGCGAAACGCAAAUCCAGUGGGCUUGAAAAUGGCCCACUAUCGCCGGUAUCGAAGCAACGUCGUUUGGCAAUCCAUUCCCGGUUCGGCACGGGAUCGGCACUUGCGCCGGCACCACUCGACCGUCUUGAUAUUCGACUUCUUGAUAAACCUGGCUCUGGAGAUGACGAGGAUGAUGAUCCGAACUCCACGCUCCCUGCUGUCUCGCUUACAUUUGCUGGUUCGGAUGUUGUCAGUGGGAUUCGUAAACUUGCCGAGUUGGGUAUCGUUGAUCCGGAGCGCAUGCCCUCGUGGAUGACUGGCGAAGAGGGUGUCAGCGUUGCGACUGUGAGGCGAGGUCGAUCGGUUCGAAGGGAUAUAUAG